GGAAGUGGUGCAUUGUGGGUGUCCGAUGCUGCAUGUCAGGAUAGUUUAAGCUCACCUGAGGUACUUUGUACCAACUUCUACCUUCCGUACUGCGUGUACUUCUGCCUCAUUUCAACCAGAAUACGCAGUACGCGCAGCUGAAGGUGGUGGCCAUUGAUGAAAACCUCAACGUGGUUCACCAGAACAAUGUGCAGUUUGACUCCGAGCUACCUGAGUACAGGACGAAUGGAGGAGUUCAUAUUCAUGCUGACGGACUGACCGUCACCUCACCUGUGCUGAUGUGGGUCAAGGCUCUGGACCUGCUAUUGGACAAGAUGAAGGGGGCGGGCUUUGCUUUCUCGCGUGUCAGAGCGUUGUCGGGCAGCGGCCAGCAACACGGCAGUGUGUUCUGGAGAAGAGGAGCGUCUGAGACUCUGCAGAACCUGGACCCGGACCAAGACCUGCACCAACUGCUGCAGGUGAGCUUCUCCGUGUGCCAGAGUCCUGUGUGGAUGGACUCCAGCAGCACCCGGCAGUGUGAAGACCUCCAGGCAGCAGCUGGGGGCGCUAUGAGGCUAGCAGAGCUCACAGGGUCCAGAGCAUACGAGCGCUUUACAGGAAACCAGAUCUCCAAAGUGAGACAGACCCGACCAGAAGACUUCCUCAACCCCGAGAGAAUCUCAUUGGUCAGCAGCUUUGCAGCCUCUCUCUUCCUCGGUGGUUACGCCGCCAUCGACUUCAGUGACGGCUCAGGGAUGAACCUGUUGGACAUCAGGAGCAAAGACUGGUCUGAGAUCUGCCUGGACGCCACCGCACCUCAACUGGGCCGACUCCUGGGGGCUCCGGUGCCCUCCACCUCCGUACUGGGUCCUGUAUCCUCCUACUUUGUGCAGCGGUACGGUUUCUCUGAGAGCUGCAGGGUAGUGGCCUUCACAGGAGACAACCCAGCCUCUCUGGCGGGAAUGAGGCUCCAGCAGGGCGACGUCGCCGUCAGCCUGGGGACCAGUGACACGGUGUUCCUGUGGAUCCAGCAGCCCUCCCCGGCUCUGGAGGGCCACGUCUUCUGCAACCCGCUGGACUGGCGGGCCUUUAUGGCGCUGCUGUGCUUUAAGAAUGGAUCCCUGACGAGAGAACGAAUCAGGAACGAAAGCACUGGAGGAUCAUGGGAACUUUUUUCUCUUGCCCUGAGAGACACGCCUCUGGGGAACAACGGACACAUGGGCUUUUAUUUUGACAGCAUGGAAAUCACCCCCCCGGCAGUCGGAGUUCACCUCUUUGACCCAGACGACAACAAGGUGUCCUCCCUGAGUCCUCAGGUGGAGGUCCGGGCUCUGGUGGAGGGUCAGUUUCUGUCCCGGAGGCUCCACGCAGAGCGGCUGGGAUACUCCAUCACUCCUGGAACCAGAGUUUUGGCAACCGGAGGAGCUUCAUCGAAUAAAGACAUUCUGCAGGUUCUAUCGGAUGUGUUUAACGCUCCAGUUUACACCCUCGAUGUGUCCAACUCUGCUUGUCUGGGAUCAGCCUACCGAGCCCUCCACGGCACGAUGUCACAAUCUGUUGCGUCCUUCUUCGAUGUUGUGAAGAAAGCUCCCGAAGCACAACUGGUGGUGACACCACAUCCUGCAGCACAGCAGGUGUACGACCAGAUGCUGCAGCGCUACGCCCGAUUGGAGGAGAGAGUCCUGCAGGAAGCCCGCCCCUGAGCCUCACCGUCCAAUCGCCUGAGAAACACAGCACCUUUAAUGGAACAAAACAUUCCCAGAAACUGUACCACUGAAUAUGAAUUCAAUGUACGGUUCAUGAAAAAUGACAUUGAUUCGCUUCUCUCGGUCUGAAUUCUGCCGGUGAUCAAUUUAAAAAUGACUUUUCAGGAAUAUUAAAAAGAGUAUUGGACUGGAAAUGAGAAUCACAAAACUCAAA
Gasterosteus aculeatus aculeatus (three-spined stickleback) is the source of this 1899-nucleotide messenger RNA. The record is from RefSeq and is a predicted model, not a curated record. NCBI's taxonomy places the organism in Eukaryota, Metazoa, Chordata, Actinopteri, Perciformes, Gasterosteidae.